Molecule: messenger RNA, 5919 nt
Organism: Elgaria multicarinata webbii
Lineage: Eukaryota; Metazoa; Chordata; Lepidosauria; Squamata; Anguidae
Gene: ITCH
Product: itchy E3 ubiquitin protein ligase
Exons: 24
Coding region: 81-2717 (878 amino acids)
Biological process (GO): protein K63-linked ubiquitination; protein K29-linked ubiquitination; proteasome-mediated ubiquitin-dependent protein catabolic process
Cellular component (GO): cytoplasm
Molecular function (GO): ubiquitin protein ligase activity; protein binding
Source: RefSeq, a predicted model, not a curated record
GGGGACCAUGCAAGUUCUUUGGAAUUCGUCAUAGGGCAGAGCUAAAGAAUGCUAUUCAUGAGCAAUAGUGUCCAGAAAAGAUGGUUCAUGUACCUUCCUGUGGUAUGGCUGGUAAUGGAUCAAGAUCAGAGUCUCUCAAUGGAUUAACUAUGAAAUCACAGCUUCAAAUCACUGUUAUUUCUGCAAAGUUGAAAGAAAACAAAAAUAAGUGGUUUGGCCCCAGUCCUUAUGUAGAAAUCUUGGUGAAUGAACAGUCGAAGAAGACAGAAAAGUGCAACAAUACUAAUAGUCCAAAAUGGAAACAGCAUCUUACAGUGAUUGUCUGUCCUGAUAGCAAACUACAUUUUCGAGUAUGGAGUCACCAGACAUUGAAGUCUGAUGUCCUACUAGGAAGUGCCAUUCUAGAUAUUGAUGAGACGCUAAAAGCAAACAAUAUGAAACUUGAAGAAGUAAUUGUAAACAUGGUACUUAUUGGUGACAAAGAACCAUCUGAAGUGAUUGGAGAAUUGUCUGUCUGUUUAGAUGGUAUGCAAGUAGAUCUUCCGACUAAUGAUGAUACCUCACGAAGUCCCACUCAGAAUGAUGGCUCCAAUGCAAGAAAUGAAACAAGGAAUAGUACAAAUGGUCCUGAAAACUAUGAUUCUUCUGGCUCCAAUGAAAGCAGAGUGACCAAUGGCAAUGAUUCUCCACUAAUUACAAAUGGAGGUUUUAGGCCUGCUAGACCUCCCAGACCUUCUCGACCACCUCCACCCACUCCACGUAGGCCCUCCGCUCCAUCUGCAUGUGUCAAUGGCUCUUCCUCCACAGAAUCAGAAGGGGCUAAUGCAGAAAUAGUGCCAACAGUGAGAAAUUCAACAUUGGAACCAAGCUCUGACGGAACAUCAGGAGGACCAGCUGCUCCUGCAGCAGCACCUUUGACCACACCACCAAUAUCCAGACAAGUUCAGCCAGUAACUCCAGCUUCACAGCCACAGCCUACUGUCAAUCAAGGUCCUCUUCCACCUGGUUGGGAACAGCGAGUGGAUCAGCAUGGCCGAGUGUAUUAUGUAGAUCACGUUGAAAAAAGAACUACGUGGGAUAGGCCAGAACCUCUUCCUCCAGGCUGGGAGCGGCGUGUUGACAACAUGGGGCGGAUUUAUUAUGUCGACCAUUUUACCAGAACAACAACCUGGCAGCGGCCAACUGUGGAAUCUGUCCGGAAUUAUGAACAAUGGCAGCUUCAACGCAGCCAACUUCAAGGAGCUAUGCAGCAAUUUAACCAGAGGUUCAUAUAUGGGAAUCAAGACUUCACACAGAACAAAGAAUUUGAUCCCCUUGGUCCCCUGCCACAUGGAUGGGAAAAAAGAACAGACAGCAACGGCAGAGUGUAUUUUGUCAAUCAUAAUACACGCAUCACACAAUGGGAAGAUCCCAGAAGUCAAGGUCAGUUAAAUGAAAAACCUUUACCAGAGGGCUGGGAGAUGAGAUUCACUGUGGAUGGAAUUCCAUAUUUUGUGGAUCACAAUAGAAGAACAACAACAUAUAUAGAUCCUCGUACUGGAAAGUCCGCACUAGACAAUGGACCUCAGAUAGCAUAUGUUCGGGAUUUCAAAGCAAAAGUGCAAUAUUUCCGGUUUUGGUGUCAGCAAUUGGCUAUGCCCCAGCACAUAAAGAUCGGAGUGAGCAGAAAAACUUUGUUUGAAGAUUCAUUUCAACAGAUAAUGAGCCUCAGUGCUCCAGACCUACGAAGACGCUUGUGGGUCAUUUUCCCUGGAGAAGAAGGGUUAGAUUAUGGAGGAGUUGCAAGGGAAUGGUUCUUUCUGUUGUCGCAUGAAGUGCUGAACCCAAUGUAUUGCCUGUUUGAAUAUGCAGGAAAGGAUAACUACUGCCUACAGAUAAACCCAGCUUCUUACAUCAAUCCAGACCACCUGAAAUACUUCCGCUUUAUUGGCAGAUUUAUUGCCAUGGCUCUGUUCCAUGGGAAAUUUAUAGACACAGGUUUUUCUCUACCAUUCUACAAACGUAUGCUCAAUAAGCCAGUAGGACUAAAAGAUUUGGAAUCUGUAGAUCCUGAGUUUUAUAACUCUCUCAUCUGGGUAAAGGAAAACAAUAUUGAGGAAUGUGGCCUGGAAAUGUAUUUUUCAGUUGAUAAAGAAAUUCUAGGUGAAGUGAAGAGCCAUGACUUGAAACCCAAUGGCAGCAACAUUCUUGUUACUGAAGAAAACAAGGAAGAAUACAUUAGACUAGUGGCCGAGUGGAGGCUUUCCAGGGGUGUUGAAGAACAGACCCAAGCUUUUUUUGAAGGUUUCAAUGAGAUUUUACCACAGCAGUACUUGCAGUACUUUGAUGCCAAGGAGCUUGAAGUGCUUUUGUGUGGAAUGCAAGAGAUUGACUUGACAGACUGGCAAAGGCAUGCCAUCUAUCGACAUUAUACCAGGACAAGCAAGCAAAUUGUGUGGUUUUGGCAGUUUGUGAAAGAAAUAGAUAAUGAGAAGAGAAUGAGAUUACUACAGUUUGUUACUGGAACAUGUCGAUUACCAGUUGGAGGAUUUUCUGACCUCAUGGGGAGUAAUGGACCCCAAAAGUUCUGUAUUGAAAAAGUUGGUAAGGAAAACUGGUUACCUAGAAGCCAUACUUGUUUCAACCGCUUAGACUUGCCACCAUACAAGAGUUAUGAACAACUGAAGGAAAAGCUGCUGUUUGCAAUAGAAGAAACAGAAGGAUUUGGGCAAGAGUAACAUUGGUCGGAAUCUGAACCUGAAGAACGUACAUUUCUUUAUGGUGUGCGUUCUUCACCGCCUCUGCUGGUUGCACUUACUGUAAACAGAACUUGAUCUUGAUUUAUUUAAACAAUUGCUAGUGUGUAAGUAAAUGGAUGUUACUCUGCCAUUUUAUUUCCACUAAUUCCUGAUUUCUUUGGAGUCAUUUUGAGAAAUUUAAAAUGAUAAAUGAAAUCUUCCCUAGCCAGAAGCUUACUAUACUUCUGAAGUUCUGUCUUGGGUCAUGUUCAUGAACUGGAAUGUGUUCUUAAUGAUUUUUUCCCCUAACAGUUCUCCUUUGUCUUUCCAUUUUAGUAGCAGCUUUUUGCUGCUGAUGCACUGGGAAGUCCAUUGGUAGCUGCAGUGCUGCAGCAUCCUAUUUCUAACAGUGCUUUCUUGCAAUCAGACUCCAGGGUGCUGUAAACAGAACCAGUUCUCGUGUUAACUGUUCUUUACCCAAGUGAGGCUUGACUGUUUUUGCUCUCCCAAAGCCUCUCCGAUGUCAUCUCAGUUCAAACUGUGUAGAGGGGCAUGUAGAGCUAAUGCACAUAUCCAGAACAUGGCACUUUUAUUUAUUUUUACCAUGAUGAUCACAUUCCUCAGGUUAUCCCUACAUUUGAAUGAACCUCUUUAAAAUCAGAGGAAUUUUAAUUCAUUUUCAACUGAUGUGAACACUUAACUUCAGUUUUGCUUAUGGUACUUUAAUAGUACAUCUGAAAGAGAAUGCAAGGCUUUUUCAAUUGGCAAGUGCUGAAAUUAGUUUCCACUCCUUUAUGUAAGUUAAUGUUUGAAAUAUACAAACGAUCAUUAGGCUUGACUUAACUAUCAGCUUCAGUUUACAUAUGGAUUGAGGGGAUAUGGCUUGACAGUUCAUAGUAGUGGCUUGCCACUUUAAUUUCUCUGGUCUUGCAAUCCUGUGCAUACUUACCUGGGAGUAAACGUCACUAAACACAGUAAAAACAUACUUCUGAAUACAAAUGCAUAGGAUUGUUCUGUAGGAAACUUGAUGUGCAAUAAUAAAUUCCUGCAGACUUACAGAUAGUACAUUAGAAAAACCAGUAGCUCUUUUUAGAGGAUGGAAAUUAUGCAUUCUUUAACUUAGUUCUGUGCUGAGUCGCUUCUUAUUUGCUACUUGGUUUAAAGCCUGAUUUGAGCUUCAGUUAUUUAUUACCCCAGUUUCAUAACUUCCACUGAAGCUGACAACAGUACUUAAACUACACUCCCAUUAUUGGAACGAAAGCACUUUGUUCUGGUGUCCAGCUUGCUGCCUUGUAACCUUUCCUCCAGGUGGUUCUAAUUCCAUGAUGUGCAUGCUGCUCUGAACCUCGAUAGGAGUGAUGGUGACAUUUGAAACAGCAGUAGUGCAUGCUGAUAAAUAUAUAUAUAUAUAUACUUGCCUUGUUCUACUGUGUGAGGGGAGCAAAGUCCUUUCCAAGCUAACCAAGACAGUCAAAGAUCAAAUGGAGUGGAUUUUUGUUUUGGUAGCAAAUAUCAUCUACCUAUCCAGAGCAGGGAAGCAGGGAAGGGGGAAGACUUAAUCCAGGGCUAUUGAAAGCUAGUGGCUCAACCCUUUUUAUAACCAAUUGCCUUUAGGACUCUUCUGUAAGGUAAGCUAAACAGUCUGUUUCCCUUCAGUUGACGCUUUCAAGAAUGAUUGAACAUGCUUCCCUCCCCCCGCCCCCCUUCAGUGUGUAUUCAAAGGGGAAUUCACAUAGACGUUUUCCCUCUGAUUCAGAUGACCUACUACUUCUGUGGGUAGAGGGGCGCAGGUGUGAAUUCUAGAGAUUUCUCCCCAUAGCACUUACCAGAAUACCUGAUUUGUGUGUGUAUUAGAAAUAUAGCAUAUGGAGGAGAAAAAGCCUUAGAAAUAUUUUCUUUAUUGAUUUUAAUACAUUUUAGUUAUCUAACACAAUACAGAAUUGAAAUGAAAUUGAGGUAAUAAGAAUAAGCUAUGGAAAAUAGUUCUAUGUUCUUCAUAAUGGCUCAUGAUUCACAUAGGGACCUAGGAAUAUUGUUAAUGUAUAAAUAUUCAAAAGGCUUUCUGCCCUAUAUUUUUAAAAUAAAGGAUAGUUCUAAUGGAAAUAGCAGAAGCCCUAGUUCUAUAGGGCAUGGCUGUUUAAUAUUUUUAUGGCUCAAAUGUUUAGUUAAUGAAAAAGUAAAUGCUUGUAUAUAUAUUUUUGCAGUCUGGGGAUCUAGCUUAUUCAAUUUCUUUUAAUUUAAAUGGCUUGUUUAUUUGUCUUUACUGCUGUAUUACAGGGGAAAUGGGGGCUGGAUAUCCCAAGCACAAGAAAGUAUUUUAAACAGUCAAAACUAGGAUAUUUAACUAAUGGAAUCUUGACCAUGAAGUAUUGUUAAAAUAGAUUUAUUGUAAGCAUUAUGCUAGCAAUAUCUCUAAAAUCAAAGUGAGAUCUUGCUUUUAAAAUCCCUUUGCAUUGUAAAUUCUAAAUUCUGUUUUUAUGCCAUGUUAUGUUGCAAUAAUAAAAAGUAAUUUGAGCAGUUCGCACUCUCUUCUCAUUGUGGGAACCUGGGAGAUUUGUGGAAGCGCAAUAUGGUUUUCUGGGUUGCAGGCUGGGAUGAUUUGGAUUAUGUCAAGAUUUUUUCUGCAAAGAUCAGUAGUUGUCUACUUCAGACAACUUUAGCAGCAUGUGGACGGCAAUAACUACUACAUUCUUUGCAUGUAUACAGUAUGAGAACAUCACAAUCUUCCCUGACACAAUAGUAUUUGAAAUUUUGCCUUAUGAAAGUACAUGUUUCAACCCACUAAUCUUAAUGUUCUCUAAGCCUUAUCUUUCUGGAAAGCUCAGGAUAGAUUGUAUGAAAUUUGCAUUUCUGAUAUUUAGUGUGUGAAGUUGUACGAUCAAUCAUCAUCUUCAUGUUAAGUUCUGCUCCAUGUUCAUUGUACGUACACACUCCCACAGGGUUUAAAUUGAAGCCCCAUUCAUUGCAUUGGUAUCUCCAGCCCCUUUUGUGGUGAUCUGUUGCGUAUUUUUUUCCAGAAUCAUUGUUUAUGUACAUGUGCCGUAGUUAACUAAUAUAUGAACUGGGAUCAGAGGCACUGGAUUGUAAAAUACUGUAUGGGAAUCCCAUUGUUAAAUUUUCCUUGAACUGUAAUUUCAAAUACUCAGGUAACUGUAAAAGUCUCUCACCAAGUCAAACUUUUAUAAAAGUACUGAAAAACGGA